GGACACGUGACCAUCAGAAAGGAUGAAGAACCCAUUUGCACAUCUGGCUGAGCCCUUGGAUCCUGCACACCCAGGAAAGAAGUUCUUUAAUAUAAAAAAACUGGAGGAUUCAAGAUACGGACACUUGCCGUUCUCUAUCAGAGUUCUCCUGGAGGCAGCCAUUCGGAACUGUGACGAGUUUUUGGUGAAGAAAAAUGACAUUGAAAAUAUCCUAAACUGGAAUGUCAUGCAGCAUAAGAACAUAGAAGUGCCAUUUAAACCUGCCCGUGUCAUUCUGCAAGACUUUACGGGUGUGCCGGCUGUGGUGGACUUCGCUGCCAUGCGUGAUGCGGUGAAGAGGUUAGGAGGCGACCCCGAGAAGAUAAACCCCAUCUGUCCCGCUGACCUUGUAAUUGAUCAUUCCAUCCAGGUCGAUUUCAGCAGAAGGGUAGACAGCUUACAGAAGAAUCAAGACCUGGAAUUUGAAAGAAACCGAGAACGAUUCGAGUUUUUGAAGUGGGGCUCCCAGGCUUUUCGCAACAUGCGGAUCAUCCCCCCAGGCUCAGGAAUCAUCCACCAGGUGAACCUGGAGUAUUUGGCGAGAGUGGUGUUUGAUCAGGAUGGGUAUUACUACCCAGACAGCCUCGUGGGCACGGACUCGCACACCACCAUGAUCGACGGUUUGGGCGUUCUUGGUUGGGGCGUGGGCGGAAUUGAAGCCGAAGCUGUGAUGCUGGGUCAGCCAAUCAGCAUGGUGCUCCCCCAGGUGGUUGGUUACAUGCUGACAGGAAAGCCUCAGCCUCUGGUGACCUCCACCGACAUUGUCCUCACCAUCACCAAGCACCUCCGUCAGGUUGGAGUUGUGGGCAAGUUUGUAGAGUUCUUCGGGCCCGGAGUCGCCCAGCUGUCCAUUGCUGACCGAGCUACCAUCGCCAACAUGUGUCCCGAGUAUGGAGCAACUGCUGCCUUUUUCCCCGUCGAUGAAGUCAGCAUCAAGUACCUGGUGCAGACAGGUCGAGAUGAAAACAAAGUACAGCACAUGAGAAGGUACCUUCAGGCCGUAGGAAUGUUUCGCGAUUUCAGCAACCCCUCUGAAGACCCAGACUUCACCCAGGUUGUGGAAUUAGAUUUGAAAACAGUAGUCCCUUGCUGCAGUGGACCCAAAAGGCCUCAAGACAAGGUUGCUGUGUCUGACAUGAAAAGGGACUUCGAGAGCUGCCUGGGAGCCAAGCAAGGAUUUAAAGGAUUCCAAAUUGCUCCAGAACGUCACAGUGACCAGAAGGUGUUUAUCUACAACAACGAGGAAUUUGCGCUUGCGCAUGGCUCCGUGGUGAUUGCGGCCAUCACCAGCUGCACGAACACCAGUAACCCAUCCGUGAUGCUAGGAGCGGGCUUGUUAGCAAAGAAGGCUGUGGAGGCGGGCCUGAACGUGAAGCCCUACGUCAAAACCAGCCUGUCUCCGGGAAGCGGCGUGGUCACCUACUACCUCCGAGAAAGUGGAGUCAUGCCUUACCUGUCUCAGCUGGGGUUUGACGUGGUGGGCUACGGCUGUAUGACCUGCAUCGGCAACAGUGGGCCCUUACCUGAGCCCGUGGUCGAAGCCAUCGCCCAGGGAGACCUAGUCGCUGUCGGCGUGCUCUCUGGGAACAGGAAUUUUGAAGGUCGAGUCCACCCCAACACGCGGGCCAACUAUCUGGCGUCCCCCCCCUUGGUAAUAGCCUACGCCAUCGCCGGGACCGUCAGGAUCGAUUUUGAGAAGGAGCCGCUGGGGGUGAACGCAAAGGGCCAGCCGGUGUUUCUGAGAGACAUCUGGCCGACUCGAGCUGAGAUCCAGGCGGUGGAGCAGCAGUACGUCAUCCCCGGGAUGUUUAAGGAGGUCUACCAGAAAAUAGAGACUGUGAAUGAAAGCUGGAAUGCCUUAGAAGCCCCAUCAGAUAAGCUGUAUCUGUGGAAUCCCAAAUCUACAUACAUUAAAUCACCGCCAUUCUUUGAAAACCUGACUCUGGACCUCCAGCGCCCCAAGUCUAUCGUGGAUGCUUACGUGUUACUACAUCUGGGAGAUUCGGUAACAACUGACCACAUCUCUCCAGCUGGAAACAUUGCGAGGAACAGCCCUGCCGCUCGCUAUCUGACUCACAGAGGCCUCACUCCAAGAGAAUUCAACUCGUACGGCUCCCGCAGGGGUAAUGACGCCAUCAUGGCACGGGGCACGUUUGCCAACAUUCGCUUGUUAAACAAAUUUUUGAACAAACAGGCACCACAGACUGUACAUCUCCCUUCCGGAGAAAUCCUCGAUGUGUUCGACGCUGCUGAGAGGUACCAGCAAGCGGGCCUUCCUCUGAUCAUCCUGGCCGGCAGAGAGUACGGCGCAGGCAGCUCCCGAGACUGGGCGGCCAAAGGCCCCUUCCUGCUGGGAAUCAAAGCUGUCCUGGCCGAGAGCUACGAGCGCAUUCACCGCAGUAACCUGGUUGGGAUGGGAGUGAUCCCCCUCGAGUAUCUCCCUGGUGAAAGUGCAGACUCUCUGGGACUCACAGGGCACGAACGAUACACUAUCAUCAUUCCAGAAAGUCUCAGGCCACAAAUGAAAGUCCAGGUCAAGCUGGACACUGGGAAGACCUUCCAGGCUGUCAUGAGGUUUGACACUGACGUGGAGCUCACUUACUUCCACAACGGGGGCAUCCUCAACUACAUGAUCCGCAAGAUGGCCCAGUAGGCCUGCGUUCCCACAGCGCUGCGUGUGGUGCGCGCUCAGGGAGGCAGCGGCCACCCAGCCAGCGCGGCCGGUGGCGAAGCCGCCCUUCCUCCACACGGGACCACCGCAGCGCAGUGCCGCGGUGCGGGCCGUUCCUGGAGGCCCGGAGCCGGAAGUCUCUGCGUUCUCUAGUUUUGUUAAAUUGUUUUGUCUUUCUAGAAUUUGGAAGCAGAAUUGUGGCAAGAUCAGUAGUGCCAGAAAGAGAGCUGGCUUAUCUUUGAAGUUCCUGAUCACAGGACAUUGAUUUUUCACUCUAUUAAUUAAACUUCAGCCGAACACUAGCAAGUAUUUUCAGAAGCGUCUCCCACCUUUUGUGUCAUUUUCCCCUGUUCUCCUCUGCUCGGUGAAACCCUUCUGGGGAGGGCUGUUCCUUCGUGUACUGUAUCACUGUUAACGGACGUAGGUAGGCGAGAACUUUUUCACACUUCAAAUCGUAAUACUCUGAUUGUGAUUGCCCCCUUCAGAAGGAAUACUCCACACACCCGGCAGACAAGUCAAACAUUGAAAUUUUUUGAUUAUGUACCUUGUAGCAGAUCAACAUGAAAAGAAAAAUGUUUUCUUUCACUAUCUUCAGAAUUUUUUUCCAGAAAAUAUUUUAUCACGGGGAAAUGUUUUGGAGGUGCUUUGGGAGAAAAACAGCAUUUCUGAUCUGAGUAAGAUUAAAUGUAUUUUCAUGGAAAA
Chinchilla lanigera (long-tailed chinchilla) is the source of this 3412-nucleotide messenger RNA. RefSeq names its product aconitase 1, soluble (gene Aco1). The transcript has 20 exons. The record is from RefSeq and is a predicted model, not a curated record. Gene Ontology annotation, biological process: citrate metabolic process; tricarboxylic acid cycle. Lineage: Eukaryota; Metazoa; Chordata; Mammalia; Rodentia; Chinchillidae. Gene Ontology annotation, cellular component: cytosol; mitochondrion. Bases 23 to 2692 code for a protein of 889 amino acids. Gene Ontology annotation, molecular function: 4 iron, 4 sulfur cluster binding; iron-responsive element binding; 3 iron, 4 sulfur cluster binding.